GCGGGAGUUCCGGGCCGAGCAAUAUCCGGCGCACCCAGCGCUGGUUUAAAGCGCACGCUUGCAACAACAAACCGCACCAACAAAAGGGUGCGGUGCCGCCGCGGAGACUUGGUCUCCUUGCGGGGCGGAGGCCGGGCGCCGAAGCGAGCUGGAGGCCAUGGUGGAACCCCGCGCUCCCAGGUUCAGCGAUGCCGCCCUGAAGGUCUUGGUGGAGCAGGUGAGAGCCCACAAGGAGGUCCUCUUCCCUUCGGAUGGCAGGAAGAUGCCCAGGCAGACCCUGCGCCAGGCCUGGAGGGAGGUGGCACUCUAUGUCAAUCUCAAGAGCAUCACUCCCAGGACCUGGUUGCAGUGCCGCAAGAAGUUCAAUGACCUCACCCGCACCGCCAGGGACAAGCUGGCGCAGAAACCAAGGAACCCGCUGGGCGGUGGAGAGCGCCCGCUUUCCAUCCAAGCCCCCACCCAGAUGGAGCAGGAGGCCCUGGACAUUGUGGAGAUCUACAGCCGGAGGAGCAUUGAGAACGGCGAGGCUGGAGGCCAAGUUUCACAGGGUCUGUCCCAUUAUCUGGGCUUGGCCGGGCACGAGAUGGAGGAGCGCCCCCUGAUGGGAGAGGUGCCAUCAUCAGCUCCGUCCUUUCAGUACCACAACACGGAGAUCAGCAUGGCUGAUGGGAGAGAGGGCGAACUCCAAGAGUCCUCACGCGGCGAAUUGUUCGGCAGUAGCGAGCAGGAGCUGAACAUACUGGAAAGGACACUGCAGGAGACAGAUGGCCACAGGGCCAGCUCCGACUCCAGCUAUGCCGAGGAGCACCGAGACGCGGAAUUGAGUGGCCCGGCUUUCAAGCGUAAGAUCUUCCACGUUCACCACCAACUGCUGGAAGCCUUGGACAGUUUGUCUCGGAGCUGCCUCACCCUAUCGGAGAGUGUUGAAGACUCUGCUUCCAUACUGUGUGGCGUUCUGCCUCAGGGUAUCACCACCCUGCAGUCUGCCAUGGAGCACAUGGUUAGCUCAGUGGAAGCGGCGGUGAAGCCCCCCGUUCUGGAGCCCAUGGCACCGGCCUUGGCCUCGUUGAUCGAGGCUCAGACCAGUGCCAUCCAGGCCCUGGCCUGCACCAUCUCCUCAGGCUUGGAAAGGUUGGGAGCGCGCAUCGACCGUGGCUUCGGCCGCGUCACCGGCCUCCUGGAGUCUGCCCUGCCACCGGCCAGCGGGGGCGCCGACGAGGCCCGGGCACGGGGCGGUGCGACGGGAGUGGUGCGGUCCUGCCCCCCUCGGGACUCCAGCGCGUCCACACCUUCACCGCAUCCCCAACCGCCCACUGCCCCGGAGGCAGCGAUGGUACCUCCACCCGAAGCCAGAGCCCCUCGUGCCCGGGCUCUUCGAGAUCGCCGACCGUAAGCUCCUCGCCAGCCCUGACCGAGUACCAGUGCCACUUAUUUAAGAGGGAGAUGUUUGUUGGGGGGAGCAGACAGGCGAAUUGGGGGGUGUUGCAGAAAUCACCUUUUUGUAGAAACACUAAAAGGAGCAAAGAAAGCACUUCCGAACCAGAAUGCAAACUCCACCUGGGUGACCGUGUUGGUUCACAGAAUUUAUAUGAAUCAAUAAAGUGUUACCCAGUUUGCAGCCCUGCCUUUGUCUGCUGGGUGCCUGUAUUGGUGACGAAGGACAUGAGAAUGUCUGACGUUAGGCGCAGUAGGGUGCUGCUACAGUCUGGUCUGUCAGUUAAAAGCUCACUGCAAAGUGGCCCAGUGGGACCAAAGUUUGCCCAAUGGCAACAAACAAGCUUAUGGUCAACUUGGGAAUGGGAAGGACUGCUUUCCAACGAGCUUCUGCUAGACUCAUGCUGGGUUCUUCGCUGUUUGUAUCAGUAUCCGUGAUGUGGGUUUCAUGUCGGGUGUGUAAGCUUAGGAGAAUGUGACAUAUUGGUAAUGUGUCCAUGUGGAUAGAGCAAUGAAGAAGGCUUUUGGCACA
Messenger RNA from Chiloscyllium plagiosum (whitespotted bambooshark), 1966 nucleotides. RefSeq lists its product as uncharacterized. The record is from RefSeq and is a predicted model, not a curated record. Gene Ontology annotation, cellular component: nucleus. Lineage: Eukaryota; Metazoa; Chordata; Chondrichthyes; Orectolobiformes; Hemiscylliidae.